This is a messenger RNA of Prosopis cineraria, 1153 nucleotides long. Its product is annotated as ATP-dependent Clp protease proteolytic subunit 4, chloroplastic. Gene Ontology annotation, cellular component: endopeptidase Clp complex. The transcript has 2 exons. The coding region runs from base 195 to 965 and encodes 256 amino acids. Gene Ontology annotation, molecular function: ATP-dependent peptidase activity; ATPase binding; serine-type endopeptidase activity. The record is from RefSeq and is a predicted model, not a curated record. NCBI's taxonomy places the organism in Eukaryota, Viridiplantae, Streptophyta, Magnoliopsida, Fabales, Fabaceae. Gene Ontology annotation, biological process: protein quality control for misfolded or incompletely synthesized proteins.
AGUAUUUCGAAAACCAGUGUUUACUUUUCAGAUAGUUCGGCCAUGGAUCUGCUCUCAAUCUCUUCUUCCCCCCUUCAACUUCGCUGAGCUCCCUCAGGCUUCCUCACCCUCUUUCAAAGCCGUCUAUUUCCUGGUUUAAUUCCCAAAUUGCUAUUCCCUCUCGUCCCCAUUCUUCAAGAACUUCGCUCGGAUGCAUGCUUGCAUCCUCACCGAAAUCCCCUAAAACCCUAAAUUUUGUGUCCCAACCUGAAAUCUUCAAUGAUACUUUCAAAUUAUCUUCUCCUCAGACGCCUGCUACGGCCAUGAGGGGAGCUGAAACUGAUGCGAUGGGGCUAUUGCUUAGGGAAAGGAUUGUUUUCUUGGGUAGCAGUAUCGACGAUUUUGUGGCUGAUGCAAUUAUCAGUCAGCUGCUGCUUCUGGAUGCUCAAGAUUCCACAAAAGAUAUUAGACUCUUCGUCAAUUCGCCUGGUGGCAAUCUGAGUGCUACAAUGGCCAUCUAUGACGUGGUACAACUUGUGAGGGCUGAUGUUUCCACAGUUGCACUCGGCAUUUCAGCUUCAACAGCUUCCAUUAUCCUUGGUGGUGGCACGAAAGGCAAGCGUCUUGCUAUGCCCAACACACGGAUUAUGAUUCAUCAACCUCUUGGAGGCGCUAGUGGACAAGCUAUAGAUGUAGAAAUUCAAGCUCGAGAGGUUAUGCACAACAAAAAUAAUGUUACGAGAAUUAUAUCUGGUUUCACCGGUCGCUCAUUCGAGCAAGUCCAGAAAGAUAUUGAUAGGGAUCGGUACAUGUCUCCAAUUGAAGCAGUUGAAUAUGGAAUAAUUGAUGGGGUGAUUGACAGAGAUAGCAUUAUUCCUCUGAUGCCUGUACCAGAAAGGGUCAAAUCACCUCUGAACUAUGAAGAAAUAAGUAAAGACCCGAGGAAGUUUUUGAACCCCGAUGUCCCUGAUGAAGAGAUAUACUAGCAUUGGAUUAUCGAAAAGCUGCUGUAACGAAUUUCUCAGAUUUGUCUUGGGAGAAAUUUGGUUAAGAAUAGUGAACCACUUAUUCAGGUUAUUAACUAUCUCCAUUAUUUAUCAUGUUGUAGCUUUAUAAUGCUUAAAAUGGCUUGGUUUUUACCUCGUUGAAAUAAAAAGUUGUCGUUAGCGGGCUA